This is a messenger RNA of Acaulospora morrowiae, 690 nucleotides long. NCBI's taxonomy places the organism in Eukaryota, Fungi, Glomeromycota, Glomeromycetes, Diversisporales, Acaulosporaceae. The record is from the annotation of a GenBank genome assembly.
AUGAAAGAUGGUAUAAUAUUAGAAAAACAUCGUGUAAUCCCUAAAUAUGAUAAAGAGAUAUGUAUUUUAAUUUUGGAACAUUUUCAUGAUCAAGCAAAUUAUCGGGAGUAUCACAAAACUUUCUCUGCAAUUUCAGAAAAACAUAUUGGAAUUAUACAAGAGGAAUCACAAGGUCAAAUUGAGCAACUUAACCAGACAGUGGGCCAUGAUUUUACUAAGUUGUUGUGGGAUCGAAAUAAUCAGUUACAGAAAAAAGAUUGGAUUAAUGUAAUUGAUAUGUUUGUUAUGUCAUAUAAUUCAACUAUCCACAAAGCACAUGGCUGCACCCUGCACGAAGCAAUUUUCAGAUGGAAAAUGUAUUGUGUAUAUGAUACAUCCGAUUUCUUCAGAACUAUCACCGCUUCUGAAACUUCCACCUCUGAGAUUAUCACUGUCAUCUUUAAGACCACUGUUUUUGAAACCAUCACCUCCGAAACUAUAACAGACGAAGCUGCUAUGGAACAACGCAUUUCACAUAUGCUCAAAAUUCACCAAUCCAUAAAUGCUUCACUUGAAAAGUAUUGUGAAAAGUUAGGCCAUAAUAAUAUGCAUAGAAAGAAAACGGCAAAUAAUACAAUUGAAACUGGAAUUGAAAUUGCUAUUGUGCCCGAUCAUGAUAUGAAUCAACAAACUCGCAAGAGAAAGUUGUAG